AAUGUUGUUAGUGACAGGUAUUUCGAAGAGGAGACACUUUUUUAUUUUUAUUAAACAUGCCAUGAAUUGAUUCAAAUUACUUUUGCACUUUGAAAAGUGGAAUAUUUUUCAAGGUGAUGAAAUUGAUGAGCACAAUGACGCCCAUUCAAAUAGCUUCCAGUGUUAUUGAAAAGCUACAAGAAGAAAAUCGGAUCGCUUUAGAAACACUUCACAAAUCUCAAAGUAACAUAAAAAAUUUGGAACAUCAGUUAUUAGAGAAGGAACAAUUGAUUAAAAUACUACAAGACAGACUUCGUGCUGGUUCAAAUAGUUUCCUUGAAAUGAGCAACAGACAAAAAGAAAUAACGAUUAAACAUUUAGAAUUACAAAUUCAGAAAUUGCUUCAAGAAAAUAAAGAACUAGAACAGGAAAUAAAUGCUCUGCAAUCAGAUAUUUGUGCUGGGUGUGAAACCAAAUAUUUUAGUGUUCCUACUGAGAAAAAGGUAGCACCCAAAUCGUCUCUGAAAAAACCAGUUACAAAAAAUGUACCAGGAAAAUCAACUUCUCAGUCUGGAGCUGAAAGUCGUGAAAAAAUGUUGCAACGAAUCAUUGAGCAUAAAGAUAAGAGAAUUCGUCACCUAUCUAAAGAAAUACAAAAACUCUCGCAAACUGAAAAAGAAUUAACCAAUAAAAUUUAUAGAUUAACCAAAUUAAUUCCAAUGUCUCAUAUGCCUUCAGAAAUUUUAACUGAAUGUUUAUUAAAAGAAAUUCAAUCUCUCGAAUCCCAGAUUCAACUUAAUAAAGGAGAACGUGGGAAAUUGCCUCAUGAAAAUGAUGUGAUGAGAUUUAAAAAGUUUGAUUCUGAUCCAAUCCUUACAUUGAAAGGAUCAGGCAUUACAAGCCAAAAUGAUAGUGCUAUAUCUAAAAAGGUGAGUAAAAAAUCUAGUUCAAAUUUAAAGCGGAAAGAAAUUUCAUACAGCGAUUUCGGUAAUGUGCAACAAGAAAAUGUUACUCUUGUGUCAAAUUUACAUAAGUUGUAUAAUGAUGUUUCUGAGUUGAAACAGUUAUUUGCAUCAGAGAAUGAAAAAUUGUAUCAAACUGUUACUAAAGACUCUUUACGAAAUGAUAUGUUAAGGACCCAAUGGAAAGAAAUUAUGAGUAGAUUGAACAAUAUUGCUGAAAGUAUUCAGAGUAUAAUAACAAUAAAUCCAGACUUCAAACAAAAUGAGCCAACUGUUUCUAAUGAGUGUGAAAAUAUUAUAUUACGUUUGCAAGAUAGAUUAAGAGAUUCUUUAGAACUAGCAACUCAGUAUGAAAAUGAAAAUGCAAUUUUGAAGGAAAAUAUUGCUAAGUUAAAAAAUCAGUUAACACAAAAGAAAGAAAAUCAGAUAUUUCAAAGUUCAACAAUUGAAUCAUCUGAAGAAAUUACUUCUUCAACAACUGUUCAGAAGCCUACUCAUGGUGUUGAUGAUCAUCAGCAAUUAAAGAGUUUGUUAAGUUUAAAACAAAAGCAGCUAGAUGCUGCGGAGAGCCAUCUGAGAACUUGUCAAAAUUUCAUUGAGGAACUGCAGCGAAAGCAUUUGGAUUCUGAUUGUAUUCCUGAUAAAAAGGAUGCCUCAACUUAUGUAAAUUAUCAGGUUGGUGAACUACCUCUUGGAGCCUUGAUGACAAAAUUAGAAGUUGCUGAAAAAAAUAUUAAAACAUGCGAAGGUGUGAUUGAAGGUCUGCAAAAAGUGAUUCAGAAUUUGGAAGAAGAAAAUAUUAGAUUAGAGUCAGAUUUACAUAUGGCUAAAUUUAAGAAAGUUUUAUCUGAAGCUAAUAAUAAUCACACUGCUUGCUUGAAAUCGCAAUUAAGAGAUGCUGAAGAUGAAAUGUCAGCUAUUAAUAAUGAGAAUAAAGAACUGAAAACUAAAGUUCAUUCCUUGGAAGCAGAUAAUUUGACUCUUCAAAAUAAUUUAGCACGUGUUAAUGAAGAACUUGCUUCUUUACAGUCUGCAGCUAAAAGUAAAGUUAAUUCCUUAGAAACAGAUAAUCUGACUCUCCAAAAUAAUUUAGUGCAUGCUAACGAGGAACUUGCAUCUUUAAAAUCUGCAAGUGAAGAAAAAUUUUCACUUCAAUCAAAGUUACAUAUUGCAGAGAAGCGUAUUGAAUCUCUCGAAAAUAAUAUUGCAAAGGAGCAAAAUGCUGUUGAAAAACUCAGGCAAGAAAAUACUGAAUUAAAAACCAAGUUACAGUCAAUUGAAAGAGAAAAUGUUUUGUCUAAAGCAUAUGAGGAUGAUGUGAUGUCAUUGAGAAAUAAUCUUAUCUUGAAAGAAGAUGAGAUUCGUAAUUUAAAAGAAUCCCUCCAUGCAUUUGAGCGCAAAGCAUAUGAAAUGAAUCAUUAUCGAAAAACCUUACGUCAAGAAAUUGAAAAGUUGUGUGACAUAUUAUUAGAAAAUACUGAAAGCAGUAAGAGUGCAGCUAAUCGAAAAGCUAUUUAUAAAGCUGCUGCAUUGCAUUCUGCGCAAGCAUUGUUGCGCUUAGAUGAUGAUUAUAAUUUGCAGUCAGAUAAUGAUGAACAGUGUGAUGCUUUAGAAGAGAUGAAACAUCAGGUUUCAGUGUAUUUAACUGAAGUAUCCAGGAUUCAUGAAUUACUAACUAUUAAGGAGCAACAAAGAGAGAAUCUUCUGAAGCAAUAUCUUGAUAUGAAUGGUCAGACAGAUGUUCCAGGAUUUAAAUCCAGCCAUGAAGUACAUUUUCAAGAAGAAGCUGCCAUCUCUGAAAUUGACUCCAGGCCUCUUACUAAUUCUUCUUCCAGUUCCCGUGGAACUACCCUUGGUUCAUCAGAAUCAGGUAUACACUCUGCUGAUAAAAAUGUUCAAACAGAAAAAAAUCAAUCUGAGCAUGGUAUUCUUAUUUGUUCUCCAUCAGAAACAGUACUUAAAAAUGUUCAAGAGGAGUUAGAAACUUCUAAAUCAAUUACCACUUAUUUAUUAACAAAAUGUUCCCAAUUGGAAGAUUUAUUGGAAAAAGAAAGGACAGAAUAUGCAAAGUGUGAGAAGGAAAUUGAAAUGUACAAAAACACAAUAAAGGAUUUGAAAAAUCAAUUGUCUGUAAAAAGUAAUGUAGCUAAGAGACUUAAUACUCUAAUUGAGAUGAUGCGUUCUAAGGAAUGUAAUGAUGAAAUUACAGUAGAACAAUUGAAAAGUGAAAUUAAAUGGCUUGUUAAUGAAAAUCAAAAAGUGUUUGAGAAGAUCACUGCAACUCAGGCUGAACUGUAUCGUUGUAAGGAAGAAAAUUCGAGAAUACAAAAUGAUCUUGAUUCUUUAAAAAGACAACUUAUUAAUGAGAAAUAUGAACAUGCUAAGGUUAACAAUGAAUUAAAGCAUUUACGAGUGCAAAUUUCUAAUUCUCAGUCUUCCACUUUAAAUGAUAUUUGAUUUAUAAAUAGAGUAUCAAAUUUCAGAUAAAAAA
This is a messenger RNA of Argiope bruennichi, 3432 nucleotides long. Its product is annotated as centrosomal protein of 135 kDa-like. The record is from RefSeq and is a predicted model, not a curated record. The coding region runs from base 117 to 3398 and encodes 1093 amino acids. The transcript has a single exon. Lineage: Eukaryota; Metazoa; Arthropoda; Arachnida; Araneae; Araneidae.